This is a messenger RNA of Exophiala oligosperma, 2365 nucleotides long. RefSeq lists its product as uncharacterized. The record is from RefSeq and is a predicted model, not a curated record. The transcript has a single exon. Gene Ontology annotation, cellular component: 90S preribosome. The coding region runs from base 48 to 2105 and encodes 685 amino acids. Gene Ontology annotation, molecular function: nucleic acid binding; ATP binding; RNA helicase activity. Gene Ontology annotation, biological process: maturation of SSU-rRNA. NCBI's taxonomy places the organism in Eukaryota, Fungi, Ascomycota, Eurotiomycetes, Chaetothyriales, Herpotrichiellaceae.
CUCGAAAUCCGGAGGGAAUAGUCCGCGGACAAUGACCGUGUCAUAAGAUGAAUGCCUUCCAAAUACUGUCUCGGUCAACAGGCCUUAAAUCAAGGACGACGAGGCCUUCGCAACAAAAUCAAGUGCCAACAUCGGGACAAUCAAUAAAUUCAAUUUCUCCCGGUGCAUCUUCAGGUCAGAAACGGAAAAGAGAAGAUGAUGUGACGGCAGUGACUACAGCAUCACCGAGUACCAGGGUCCCACCCACUGAAGAUGAGAUUCGACAAUACCAAAAGAAGCACAAGAUAAAAAUUGUCGAUUUAAAUCGAUUUCGUUCGGCUGGUAAAACCGAAGAAUCACGAAAGGCGCAAAAGGAACAGUCGCGCAUUUUCCCUCAGCCUCUCGUUACGUUCGAUCAACUCUCUCAGCAGAAUGCCAAUAAAUCUCUUGUCCGUAAUGUCUCGGAACAGGCGUAUUUCCAGCCUACAGAAGUUCAAACGGCAACCAUUCCACUACUCCUGUCGAGUCUCUCCAAAGAUGCCCAAGAACCAGAUUUAUUGACUAUUGCGCCUACCGGGAGCGGAAAGACUCUCGCUUUCCUGAUCCCGCUGAUAGACAAGGUGUCCAGAAGUCACAGAGAGCAGUCCAACACUACUGAAAAACAUGCCAGUGCCAUCGUCUUAGCUCCAACAAAAGAGCUCGUGUCGCAAAUCGUCACAGAAGGACGAAAACUCUGCACAAAGACCGGCGUACGAAUAACAGCCAUGAGGAAGGGAAUGAGGCUCUUCGGGAUGCAAGAGUCGGCUGUGGAAAAUGAGGAAUCGGAGGGUGAAGAUGACGAGAAAGAGAGCGAGGACGAGCAUUCAAGGGAGUCUGCCACGCUGACCAAAGCCGACAUCAUCGUCUCUACGCCGCUAAGUCUUGUCCAUACGCUUUGUCCGUCCUGGGAAGAGGACGAAACGACACCGCCUAAUCCUCUUCCCAAGAUCGAAACCCUGAUAUUCGACGAGGCUGAUGUACUUCUGGAUCCUCUGUUUCGUGCGCAGACACUGGCGAUCUGGUCAGCAUGCACAUCUCCCACGCUACGGGUCAGCAUGUGGUCGGCAACGAUUGGUUCCAACGUUGAGGAAUUGGCUGUGCAGAAGAUCCACGAUCGACAGAAGAGCCUGAAGAUCCGCCGGAGCGAUCGACCACCUUUGCUGCGGACGAUCAUCGGGCUGAAGGACAUCAGCUUACCAACUAUAUCACAUCGUUUGACUUACACGGCGACCGAAUCUGGAAAGCUGUUGGGCAUGCGCCAGUUGCUCCAUCCGUCCCGUUCAGGAGGGGCGUCAUCCUCCAAGGGCGGAUAUCAAGCCGCGGCGGCACCGCUUCGACCACCGUUCCUCGUCUUCACCCAGACCAUUGACCGAGCACAGUCGCUGUACGAUGAACUAAAGUACGACAUCCCUGCACCGGCAGGAGGGUCUUCACGGAUUGCCGUGCUGCACUCGUCACUCCCGGCGCACGCACGCUCGAGCAUCAUGCAGAAUUUCCGGCUCGGCAAGAUCUGGAUCCUGAUCACGACGGACCUGCUGUCGCGCGGCGUGGACUUUCGUGGCGUGAACGUGGUGGUCAAUUACGACAUCCCCAACACGGUGGCCGGAUACGUCCAUCGUGCAGGCCGGACUGGGAGGGCUGGUCGGGAGGGUGGUGUCUGCGUCAGCUUCUACACCAAGGAAGAUGUCCAAUACGUCAAAGGCAUCGCCAAUGUGAUCGCCGCGAGUGAGAAGGCCCAGGUCCGGUCGGAUCGUCCCACCGGAGCAGGCGACGGCGGCGGCACCACAACCACAUCCGAUGUCCCGGUGACUGCCAACGGGGGCCUACAGCCGUGGCUUCUACAUGCGUUGCCAUCCGUGUCGAAAUCUACCCGAAAGGAUCUCAAACUCCACGGCGUCCAGUCCCGACGUGCCAUCCACGCCGACGAUGACGAAAAGACCAAACGCAUGAAACGGAAAGCCAGGAUCGGCACGCAAAGCGGCUACGAGAGGCGCGAGGUUAAUCGGAAACGUGGUGCGAUAGUGCAUAGUAUGCAGGAGAAGAAGAAAGAAGCAAACCAAACAGCCGAUCCAGAGAAUGGGGAAUAGGAAGGGUUUACUUGAGCGUUGUGUGUACGGAGGGAGUACUUUGGUAUCGAAUACGGUUUAUUGAACGACGCCGGCAGUUUUGAGUAUGAACAUUCCGCUUCCGCUUCUGCUUCCGCUUCUUCUACCGCCGGGUCAUCACCAGAGGUGGGCGAUAUAGUGAUCCAAGGUUGUCGGUUUGGGUACCGUGUGUUGUCUCCUUUUCUUUUUAUGAAAAUUGCAUGUACAGGCCCGGGUAAAAGAAUGUGCGUGUUCAGACUGGG